Aspergillus alliaceus is the source of this 2229-nucleotide messenger RNA. RefSeq lists its product as uncharacterized. Bases 478 to 2229 code for a protein of 583 amino acids. Gene Ontology annotation, biological process: response to xenobiotic stimulus; regulation of DNA-templated transcription. Gene Ontology annotation, molecular function: DNA-binding transcription factor activity, RNA polymerase II-specific; zinc ion binding. NCBI's taxonomy places the organism in Eukaryota, Fungi, Ascomycota, Eurotiomycetes, Eurotiales, Aspergillaceae. The record is from RefSeq and is a predicted model, not a curated record. The transcript has a single exon.
UCAAUGCUUACUUCCUAUCGGGAAUAGUAAUUGAUCAUACCCAGGAAUCUCAAGGAAUAAUAUGAUCCAAUGAGGCUAGUGGGACUCAGAGCCGCUUAUUGGUGCUUUAAGAUGCUCACUCUUGAUAAAAGUUCAGCAUUGCAAAGCCCUCCCGUCAAUCUGAGCAUGGAAUGGAGUCUCGCUAGCCGCUUUGAGCUAGACCAGGGAAGAUCUCUCUGGCUCCAAAGCCCACGAGCCUCCAGAUACUAAGCUCUCUUAUAAGAAUUAUCACCCUUCAGAGCCGCUUUACGCGUUAGCGGUAGCUAAUACACCACGCCCCAUGUUUAGCGAUAUAUGCACACCAUCGCUGGCUGGCAGAAAAUAAUCUAUACAAUAAUCGCGUCAACCCCGCCGCGAAAUGCCGGCCAGAAGAUCAACUCUGCUACAGUUGUAUUUCCACAGCAGUGAGCUUUGAAGCUUAUAACUUCCGUGCCAGUCAUGUCGACGACUGUCGCCAAGCGCAAGCGUGCAAGGAAGGCAUGCAUCCCUUGCCAUCAGCGUAAGCGAAAAUGCGACACCGUGUAUCCUUGUGGCAUGUGCACCACCUACGGAUACAGCUGCAGGUACACCGACGGCAACACCACUGGUACUACGGGCGGCGGCGUACCUAUUCCGCCUCCAGCCAAGCGCGUCAGCCUCGACAGUGAAAGUCGUCUGACGAGUCGGGCCGCCACAGACCGCAGUCCGAGCAGCCGGUCUCAUAUGGAGCGAGACCGCCGCGAAGGCGACGGCUUGUCAACCAAGAGUCCCCCCGUCGUGGCCAGUGCGUCCCCGGGCAUCUUCGACGAGCAGAAGUUCAGAUACUCCGGAGCCUCAGCGGCCAUGGCAUUCCCGCACAUCUUGGGUGUGGCUCUCGGCUCCGACAGCCCCCCAAAGAUGCGGCCGUUCGCUUACAACUUUGGCAUUCGUCCUGAGGAGGCAUCCAAUGCUCACCGCUUUCUGGGGAAUCUUAUCUCGGAGGAAGACCUUGGCUUUUUCUCGGGUACAUUCUUCUCGGUAUUGGGACCCAUCAGCGACGUGAUGGACCCAAGAAUCUACGCCCAGCGAUGUCGGGAUUAUUACCAUGGUUCAGGCAGCAACGCGGUCGCCUUUGCUGCCGUGGCCGCUGGCAUCGCUGCUCUCGGAUCGUUCCUAUCUCCCAACAGACACCCGCGGGAGUCUGACCUGGUGCAGUACACCAAAGCCAUCCUCGAUGAUCCGGCCUCCAUGCGUUUGCAUGGCAUCGACCACAUCGUGGCAUGGGGCAUGCGAGUGCUUUACCUACGGGCAACGACCCGGCCCAGCAAUGCCUGGAUCGCUUCGUGCACGCAAAUGCACCUCUGUGAAGCGAUAGGGCUACAUGAGGAAGAGAAUAUCAAGAAGAUGGCGUCCAUCGCUGGCGCCGCUGCCGUUGGACAUGAUGCGGACCGGCUGAGGAGGAUCUUCUGGAUCUCGUGGGCCGGGCAUAACAUGCUGUCCUAUGAGUACGAUCGUUCGCCUGUAGGAUUUCGGGCCGUGACUUGCCAGCCUAUCGUCUCGGUACCAGGGUCCGUUGCGGAUCAGUUCGUAAAACUGAUCCAGAUCAUCCCAUCGCCCAAUUCUCCGUUCCAGCUCGAAUUGCAGCCUCCAACUCCGAGCGAGGAGCUAUUUGAGCGUCUCAAGGCGCUGGAUGAGCUCCAAUUUGCCCAUCCGUUCCUAGUAGUGACUAAGGCGGACAUUGCGUUUUGCUUCUAUCGACGCCUUUACCAGCUCAAAAUCCGCAUACCGGACGAUAUCAUUAAACUUGUCAUUGAUAGUGGCAACGCCGCAGUGGAGGCGGCUGAGCAGCAAGCUAGCCAGGGUCGUCUGUUCUGGAAUGUCAUCGGCAGCGUCUUCCAGUAUACCUGCAUCCUGUUGGCCAUUGACACGCCGGCGGCCUCCACCCACAUUGGCACCGCAUUCAAGGGCUUGGAGAACCUUGUCCAGGCUGCCGAUACAGGACUGACGCGUGAGGCGUUGUCAGUGGCACGGCACCUACUCAGCCUUAAUAUGGCAAAGAAGCGAAAAGAACUUGCACAUCUGGAAGCUGUCGAGGCAGGCUAUGAAUUCUUUCCGGCACCGCCGGUACCCGAGGCCUACACCACGGUGCCAGACAUGGAUUGGGAGAUGGACUGGGAUCAGUUCUUCAUCGAGCCAUAUUUAUCCAUGCUCGGUCCUGACGUCCAGUUAUAG